This is a messenger RNA of Aricia agestis (brown argus), 1690 nucleotides long. It is a transcript of the gene UGT47A1, whose product is annotated as UDP-glucosyltransferase 2-like. The coding region runs from base 8 to 1669 and encodes 553 amino acids. The record is from RefSeq and is a predicted model, not a curated record. The transcript has 6 exons. NCBI's taxonomy places the organism in Eukaryota, Metazoa, Arthropoda, Insecta, Lepidoptera, Lycaenidae. Gene Ontology annotation, molecular function: UDP-glycosyltransferase activity.
GUGUAGUAUGGAGACACUCGGUCUCCGCAGUGAGUGCGCGUCGGUAGACAUGUUGGUUCGCAUCUUGUACGCACUCGCAGUGUGCGUGUGCGCCGCGCACGCCGCCAACAUACUUGCGGUCUUCCCCACUAACACUAGGAGCCACUACGCCAUGUAUGGCCGACUUGUGAAUGCACUAGCUAAGAGGGAACAUAAUUUAACAGUCAUAACUCAUUUUCCUAUGAAAAACCCCCCUACGAACGUGCAGGAGAUAAGUCUGGCGGGAUCCAUUCCCGAAAUUAUGAACAACCUGACGGAUAUACGCAACGCCCACAAGUACACCCUGAAGCCGGCUUACAUAAGAAAUUUGGAAUCGAUCAUCAGGGAAUGCGUGCACGCGUGCAACGUCGUGGCGCAGAAGGAAGCCGUGAGGAGACUCCUCGAAACGCGGACGAAAUUCGAUCUGGUGAUGGUGGAAGUUUUCGGUACAGAUUGUUUGCUUCCGCUGGGCGAGAGAUUCGACGCGCCGGUGGUUGGGCUCCUGUCGAGUGUCCCGCUGCCGUGGGUCAACGAGCAGCUCGGCAACCCGGACGGCACCGCCUACAUCCCCGCCUACAUGAUGGGCUUCGGCCAAAGGAUGACAAUAUGGGAACGAUUCGCGAAUACCGUCGCUGUCAUGUGGGCGAAAUUUCUGUAUAAAUACAAAUCACAAAUACCAUCGCAGGCAAUCGCUGAUAGGCUGUUCGGAGACGCGCCGCGCCUGGACUCUUUAGCCAGAAAUUACAGCCUGGUGCUCUCCAACAGUCACUUCAGUAUAAACGACGUGCGGCCGUUGGGCCCGUCGCUUGUCGAAGUGGGAGGACUUCAUUUGCCCGAAGUUCAAAAGUUACCGGAGGAACUGAAGCAAUUUUUGGACCGUUCGACCGAAGGUGUUGUCUACUGGACGUUUGGAUCUAUGUCGCGAAUAGAGACAAUACCACGGGAGAAGUUGUUGGUGAUAUUUAGCGCUAUAUCGGAGCUUUCGUAUCCAGUGCUGGUCAAGAUGGAUAGGAAACUGCUGCCGCAUAACAUGACACUACCGGCGAAUAUGCACAUGAUGGAGUGGAUUCCACAGUACGGAACCUUAUGUCAUCCAAACGUAAAGUUAUUCAUAACGCACGGCGGGCUGCUGGGUACUCAGGAGGCGGUGUCGUGCGGGGUGCCCAUGUUGAUGGUGCCGCUGUACGCCGACCAGGCGCUCAACGCGCGUGCGAUGGCGGACCGCGGCGUGGCGCACACUGUGCAGCUCUACGACUCCAACAUUGAUGAUUGGAGAUACGCUUUCAAUGAAUUAUUGUCGAACAGAAGGUACUACGAGAAUUCCUUAAAAUUAAAGGAGAAGUUCCUGGAUCGACCUGUCCCUCCAUUGGAGGCAGGUGUAUAUUGGAUAGAAUAUGUUAUAAGACAUAAAGGGGCGCAACACCUUCGGUCACCCGCUCUGGAUCUCUCCUAUACACAGUACUUCUUAUUGGACAUCAUAGCGAUAAGUUUAGUGAUAACAUAUGCAACCAUAUACAUACUACACAAAUUGUUCAGGUACCUUUGCACACGCUGCAUUCGAUGGCCAAAAGCAUUUGGUCUUGAAAAACAAUUAGGAUCAAAUAAGAGACUUUUUAGUGUAUUUUGGAUAUUUAAGAUUAAAACUAGUUAGAUUAAGUAUUACUUUCCUAAG